AUGAGAGAGGAGCUGGCUUGGCUGGUCAAUCUCCAUAAGACGGCCGAAAAGCUCUGCAACCGACCGGUUAAAAACUGCGAGGUGCAGACCAUGCCGCUCCAGAAAGUAGUGGAGAAAGCGAGCACUAGUGCGAUCUCAGGUAGCAAUACGCCCAAGCGGACGAGGGAAGUUACCACCGAUCAGAGGAAGCCCAGGCCCAAUAAAGGCGCAAAAGAGCCAAUGGCUCUACGGGCUACAGCUGAAAGUUCAAGUCAGGCAGGUCGACAGACAAACCCGAACAGCUGGACAGUCGUUAAAGGACGCAAGCCUAUGCAAAACCGACCCAGAACCGACUGCGGCAAUGACUGUGACCUAAAGGGUGCCUGGUUCAGGUGUGGAGAGAUGGGUCACAGUGCACAAGCAUGCACUAAGCCACCAAAAUGUAGCCUCUGCAUCCGGGAAGGUGAACAGCAGACGGACCACUCAGCAGGCAGCUUCAAAUGCCCAUCCUACCACGAGGCUGCUCGUAAAACGAAAUGUUAA
Molecule: messenger RNA, 522 nt
Organism: Drosophila mojavensis
Lineage: Eukaryota; Metazoa; Arthropoda; Insecta; Diptera; Drosophilidae
Exons: 2
Coding region: 1-522 (173 amino acids)
Source: RefSeq, a predicted model, not a curated record